Vanessa tameamea is the source of this 1617-nucleotide messenger RNA. RefSeq names its product NADH-ubiquinone oxidoreductase chain 4-like. Gene Ontology annotation, biological process: aerobic respiration; ATP synthesis coupled electron transport; electron transport coupled proton transport. The record is from RefSeq and is a predicted model, not a curated record. Gene Ontology annotation, cellular component: respiratory chain complex I. Lineage: Eukaryota; Metazoa; Arthropoda; Insecta; Lepidoptera; Nymphalidae. The transcript has a single exon. Gene Ontology annotation, molecular function: ubiquinone binding; NADH dehydrogenase (ubiquinone) activity.
AUAUGAUUAGUUAUUUUUAUUAUGUAUUUAUUUGGGAAUAUAAUUUUUGUUUCUAAGUAUAAACAUUUAUUAAUUAUUUUAUUAAGACUUGAGUUUAUUGUUUUGAGAAUUUUUUUUUUUUUUUUAUUGUUUUUAAUAACAAUAAAUUAUAAUAUACAUAUAUUAGUUGUUUUUUUAGUUUUUUCUGUUUGUGAGGGGGUUUUAGGACUUUCUAUUUUAGUUUCAAUAAUUCGAACUCAUGGAAAUGAUUAUUUUCAAAGUUAUAAUUUAAUUUAACAUGAUAAAAUUUUUAAUAAUAAUAAUAUUUAUAAUUCCUUUAUGUUUUAAAAAAAAUAUAUUUUGAAUGGUUCAAUUAAUAAUAAUAAUAAUAACUUUAAUAUUUUUAAAUUUAACUUUAAAUAUUAUAAAUUUUUCUAAUUUAAGAUAUAUAAUAGGUUGUGAUUUAAUUUCUUAUGGUUUAAUUUUAUUGAGAAUUUGAAUUAGAAGUUUGAUAAUUAUGGCUAGAGAAAGUUUAUUAAAAAAAAAUUUUUAUGAAAAAUAUUUUUUAUUAAAUAUUAUUUUAUUAUUAGUAUUAUUAUAUUUAACUUUUAGAAUUAUAAAUUUAUUUAUAUUUUAUUUAUUUUUUGAGGCAAGAUUAAUUCCUACUUUAAUAUUAAUUAUUGGGUGGGGUUAUCAACCUGAACGAAUUCAAGCUGGAAUAUAUUUAUUAUUUUAUACGUUAUUUGUAUCUUUACCUUUAUUAUUGGGGAUUUUUUUUCUUUUUUUAAAAAUAAAUACUAUAAUAAUAUAUUUUUUAAAGUUUUAUGAUUUUAAUUUAUUAUUGUUAUAUUUUAGAAUGGUAAUAGCUUUUUUAGUAAAAAUACCUAUAUAUUUUACUCAUUUAUGAUUGCCUAAGGCUCAUGUAGAAGCUCCUAUUUCUGGUUCUAUAAUUUUAGCUGCUAUUAUAUUAAAAUUAGGUGGUUAUGGAUUAUUACGUAUUUUAGUUGUUAUACAGAAAGUUAAUUUAAAAAUAGGGUUUAUUUGAGUGGUAAUUAGAUUGGUUGGUGGUUUAUUUAUUAGUUUAAAAUGUUUUUGUCAAACUGAUAUAAAAUCUUUAAUUGCUUAUUCUUCAGUUGCUCAUAUAAGAAUUGUAAUUGGUGGAAUUAUGACAAUAAAUUAUUGGGGUUUUAUAGGUUCUUAUGUUUUAAUAAUUGGUCAUGGUUUAUGUUCAUCGGGGAUAUUUUGUUUAUCUAAUAUUAAUUAUGAGCGAGUUAAUAGACGAAGUUUAUUUUUAAAUAAGGGUAUAAUAACUUUUAUACCUUCAAUAAGAAUAUGAUGAUUUUUAUUUAUGUCUUCAAAUAUAGCAGCUCCUCCUUCUUUAAAUUUAAUAGGUGAAAUUAGAUUAAUUAACAGAUUAGUAAGAUGAUCUUGAAUAAGAAUAUUUAUAUUAAUGGGAAUUUCUUUUUUUAGAGCGGGGUAUAGAUUGUAUUUAUAUUCUUUUACUCAACAUGGGAAAUAUAAUAUAAGAAUAUAUAGUUUUUAUAGAGGAUUAUCUCGAGAAUAUUUAAUAUUAUUAUUACAUUGAUUACCUUUAAAUAUUUUAGUUUUAAAGAUUGAUUAUAUAAUAAUUUGAUUUUA